AUACUAUAUGCGGAUUACUUUCGGGAGGAUUGUUCUGUAGGAAGAAAAAUCGGCAGGUUAUGUUCCUUAGGAAUCCAAACACAUACUAGAGAAAUCAGGGCCAGCAUUUAAUUUUCUCUAUUUGCUAUGUGCGGCCCUGUGUGGUAGUCAGAAUAAUUAGUGAAUUUAUAGGGAAACCACGAUAGUGCUUUUCGCUCAUUUUUCACCAGAUCUACACAUUGUGUUUAUAUAAACAAUAAACUUAGUAUCAUUCCAGCUCUCAAUCUCUUCCAACCUCUAGGAAGGUGUAAACGAGUCCACUGUGAUAAAUAAAUAAUUAAUUUCUGGUUUUUACAACAGGUUAGUCGUUCCUGUAUAGUUGUUUUUGUUUUGGAAAAAUUCCUGAAUAGUUUUUUUUUUUUUUUUUUAAUUUAUAUUUUUGGGCAACACAGAAAGGUACAGGGAAAAGUUCCCGUCGUCUGAACUUUGGAUGCCGGAGGGAAAAGAUUACUUGGGGUUCCAAACGACAUAUAAGCUUUCCCUUUCGUUUUGGAACGAGAGGAAGAAAAGGUUUCUCCUGUGGUCUAAAAGUCUAGCACUUUACAUAUAAGAAAUUGCUAGGUAAAAGCACUAAUCGUCCAAAAGUCUUCUUCAAUGGAUGUUCAGUAUUCUUUCGCUGUAAAACUUUCCAAUCCGUCGCUGGUUAAAGCUCAUGAUAAGGUUCCAAUCAUAAAAUCUGCAAACUUUGCACAAUUACCUUCAUGGGUUUCGCUUAAGGGCACCCCUCCAUUACACCAAGCCCAGCAAAACAGAAAAGGUCAAGUUGAAAAUGUCCAUUUGGUUUCUCUAUCCAAACAGGGAAAGCUCAAAGAAGCUCGUGAAUUUCUCAAACAAAUGGUCGAUGCUGGUAUUUCUGUUAGCCCUGAUUCUUAUAGAAACCUAUUUGAAAUUUGUGGCAACUCUAAAUCUUUGUCGGAUGGAAAAAUAAUUCACGAACUGUUAAGAAGAACCGUAGAGAAACCAUCUGUGUUUCUUGAAAACACCGUUCUUAAAAUGUAUUGUGUAUGUGAGAGCUUGGAGGAUGCAUACAAGGUGUUUGAUAAAAUGAUUGAAAGGAACUUGAUUUCUUGGGGCACUAUCAUAUCAGCUUAUGCAGAGCAUGGACUUCUUGAUAAGGCCUUAUCUUUGUUUAUAAGUAUGAUUUCUUUGGGAAUUAACCCCAAUUCGUCCAUCUACAUUGACCUUUUACGGUCUUUGCUGAAUCCUUCUCUUUUAGGGAUUGGUAAACAGAUACAUUCUCAUUCUAUUAGAAGUGGGCUGGGUGCUGGUGUCUCUAUUAACACGGCAAUAUCAAACAUGUACGUCAGAUGCGGUUGGUUAGAUGGUGCUGAGCUUUUUAUUAACAACAUGGCUGAAAAGAAUGCUGUGGCUUGGACUGGAUUGAUGGUGGGUUAUACUCAAGCUGGGAAACAGAAGAAUGCUUUGGAUUUGUUCGCCAAGAUGGUGUGUGAAGAUGUUGAACUGGAUGAGUAUGUGUUCUCUAUUUCUCUCAAGGCAUGUGCUGGUUUAAAGGAGUUGAGUUUUGGAAGGCAAAUUCAUGGUCAUAUUGUUAAACUUGGAUUGGAAUCUGAAGUUUCUGUAGGAACUCCUCUUGUAGACUUUUAUAUCAAAUGUGCAAGUUUUGAACUUGCUUCUAAAGUAUUUGAGGGGAUAAGUGAACCAAAUGAUGUUUCAUGGAGUGCUAUGAUAACUGGUUAUUGUCAAAUAGGUGAAUUUGAGGAAGCUCUCAAGAUUUUCGAAUCUUUAAGGAGUAAUAUUGAGAAUUUAAAUUCAUUCACAUAUACAAGCAUUUUCCAGGCAUGUUCUGCACUUGCGGACUUUAGUACAGGUACUCAAGUUCAUGCAGAUGCAAUAAAAAGAAGUUUAAUAGCCAGCCAACAUGGAGAGAGUGCAAUGAUUACCAUGUAUUCAAGAUGUGGCAGAUUAGAUUAUGCUAAUCUAGCCUUUGAAACAAUAGAUGGACCUGAUGCUGUGGCAUGGACUGCUAUAGUUGCUGGUUAUGCUUAUCAGGGCAAUGCUACUGAAGCUCUAAAGCAUUUUUGGCGGAUGCAGGGUUCUGGCGCAAGACCAAAUGCAAUUACAUUCAUUGCAGUUUUAACAGCUUGUAGCCAUUCAGGUUUGGUUGCAGAAGGCAAGCAGUAUUUAGAUUUGAUGAGCAGCAAGUAUGGUAUGGCCCCAACUAUUGAUCAUUAUGAUUGCGUGAUUGAUAUAUAUUCUCGUGCUGGAUAUCUGCAGGAAGCACUAGAAGUAAUAAGGAGAAUGCCAUUUGAUCCAGAUGCAAUGAGUUGGAAAUGUUUACUGGGUGGGUGUUGGACCCACAGGAAUCUUGAGCUUGGGAAAAUCGCAGCUGAGAACCUCCUUCAGCUGGAUCCAGAGGACACUGCAGGUUAUAUUCUGAUGUUUAACCUUUAUGCUUCAUUUGGGAAAUGGAAAGAAGCAGCCAAUGUUAGAAAGUCAAUGGCAGAAAGAAACUUGAGGAAGGAGCUUAGCUGCAGCUGGAUUACGGUCAAGGGUAAAGUGCACCGGUUUAUAGUGGGGGAUAAACACCAUCCUCAGACAGAACAGAUCUAUAAGAAAUUAGGAGAGUUCAAAGAUAUUAUUAAAGCUGAGAAUGGCCUUUUGACAGAAGAAGAUGUAUCAAGUAGUUUACCAGAGAGGAAAGAACAGCUUCUUGAGCAUAGCGAGAGAUUGGCAAUAGCAUUUGGGUUGAUAUCCGUCCCAAGUAAUGCUCCCAUAGUGGUUUUCAAGAACCUAAGGGCAUGCAGAGACUGCCAUGAUUUUGCUAAACAGGUAUCAGGGGUCACAGGACGUGUAAUUGUGGUUAGAGAUUCAUUUAGAUUUCAUCACUUCAAGUUAGGUGAAUGUUCUUGCAAUGACUACUGGUGAUUCUCCUAAUCCAUUAAUCUGUUACAGCAUUGCAUUUUACAGAUUUAAUAGUUAUCAACCCUUAGUCAA
Ricinus communis (castor bean) is the source of this 2994-nucleotide messenger RNA. Its product is annotated as pentatricopeptide repeat-containing protein At5g13270, chloroplastic. Gene Ontology annotation, biological process: RNA modification. The transcript has a single exon. NCBI's taxonomy places the organism in Eukaryota, Viridiplantae, Streptophyta, Magnoliopsida, Malpighiales, Euphorbiaceae. Bases 634 to 2925 code for a protein of 763 amino acids. Gene Ontology annotation, molecular function: zinc ion binding; RNA binding; protein binding. The record is from RefSeq and is a predicted model, not a curated record.